This is a messenger RNA of Elgaria multicarinata webbii, 4162 nucleotides long. It is a transcript of the gene ACOX2, whose product is annotated as acyl-CoA oxidase 2. The transcript has 15 exons. NCBI's taxonomy places the organism in Eukaryota, Metazoa, Chordata, Lepidosauria, Squamata, Anguidae. The record is from RefSeq and is a predicted model, not a curated record. Gene Ontology annotation, cellular component: peroxisome. Gene Ontology annotation, biological process: lipid homeostasis; very long-chain fatty acid metabolic process; fatty acid beta-oxidation using acyl-CoA oxidase. Gene Ontology annotation, molecular function: fatty acid binding; 3alpha,7alpha,12alpha-trihydroxy-5beta-cholestanoyl-CoA 24-hydroxylase activity; FAD binding. Bases 133 to 2160 code for a protein of 675 amino acids.
CGAGAGUGGAAGUUCCUCGGAUCUGUCACUCGGAGGAAGCGCGCUGGGAUUCCUCAUUGCGAAGGGCGGCUGGCAUCAGAAGACACGCAGAUAACUUCAUAGUGUCGCCUCUGUGUUCUUUCAACAUUCAAAAUGACAACGCAGAAUGAAAAUAAGAUUUUCCAAAAUUCCACUGGACAAGAUGUGAACCCAGACCUUGACAUAGAAAGAAAAAAUGCCUCCUUCAGCAUUGAACGACUUACCAACCUACUGGAUGGAGGUGCUGAAAACACCCGGAUCCGGAGGGCAGUAGAUGCUGUUAUCCAACACGACCCGGAAUUUAGCAGAGAAAACCAAUACUUCCAGAGCCAGAACGAAAGAUAUGAAGGUGCUGUCAGGAAGACUGUUUACCUUAGAGAAAAGAUUGCUAAAAUGGGAUGGGCCCAAGAUGGACCUGAAUGGAACUACAGCCACAGGGCUCUUGGUGUUGAUUUGGCAUUUGGCGUACACCGGGUCUUUAUGAUAAGCAUUUUGGGGUUGGGCACGGAUGAACAGAUCGCCAAGUGGAUCCCCUUAGCCAAAAAGCUUUACAUCUUAGGAACCUAUGCUCAGACUGAACUGGGACAUGGAACGUAUCUUCGGGGUUUGCAGACAAGAGCCACUUUUGAUGUUGCCACUCAGGAGUUUAUUCUCAACACGCCAAAUGUCGCUGCCAUGAAAUGGUGGCCAGGAGAUUUGGGACGAACAGCGACUCAUGCUGUUGUCUUUGCUCAGCUUUACCUAAAAGGAAAGUGCUAUGGCAUGCAUCCCUUCUUCCUGCAGAUCCGCAGCCUACGAGAUCAUUCUCCAGCACCAGGAGUGACUGUCGGGGAUAUUGGCCCCAAAAUGAGCUUCGAGAAUAUUGACAACGGCUUUCUCAUUCUGAAGAAUGUUCGGGUUCCGAGGGAAAACAUGCUGGCCAAAUUCUCUCAGGUUCUUCCAGAUGGCCAAUAUGUGAAACAAGGAGCUGAGAAGAUUAACUACUUGACUAUGAUUGUAGUUCGUGUGGCCAUACUUCGGGAUGAAAUUGUCCCCGCUCUGAUGAAGGCCUGCACCAUCGCCAUCCGAUAUUCUGUGGUGCGCCGGCAGUCUGAGUUAACGCCCGGUGAGCCAGAGCCAAAGAUCCUAGACUACCAGACUCAGCAACAGAAGCUCCUUCCUCAGCUUGCGACUGCCUAUGCCUUUCACUUUGUUUGUGACUAUCUGCAGGAUGUCUUCAACAAGGGCUACGCAGCCACUAAAAAAAGCGAUUUUGACUUGCUUCCAGAGCUCCAUGCACUUGCUUCAGGCAUUAAAGUGAUUGUUACCGACUACUGUUCAGCCGGAGUGGAGGUGUGUCGGAGAGCUUGUGGCGGACACGGGUACUCUCUUCUCAGUGGCCUUCCUUCCUUAUACACAAGACUGGUUGCCUCUUGCACUUACGAGGGGGAAAACACUGUUCUUCUUCUGCAAACAGCCAGGUUUCUGAUCAAAUGCUAUGGGGUGGCACACAGUGGCCACCCUGUUCCUUCAUCAGUUGCCUACUUGUCUUCCAAAAGCUUUGGAAAAUGCCGAGCCCAGGAAAAGAGAGACUUCCUAAAUCCUGAUGUUUACGCUGAUGCUUAUAGGCACAGAGCUUUCAGGAUUGUAAGAAACGCAGCACUCAAACUUCAGACAUUGGUUCAGUCAGGAAUAGCACAAUAUGAAGCAUGGAACAAGUGCUCUGUCCAACUUGCACAUGCUGCUAUGGCUCACAUCCACUAUAUUGUGGUGGAAAAAUUUAUCCAAGCGCUGGAGAAAUGUGGGAAAGAGGCUGCCAUCCAGAGGAUCCUUAAACAUCUCUGCGACCUCUUCGCACUGCACGGGAUUUUAUCUAAUAUGGGAGAUUUUAUGCUGGACGGGUACCUUUCUACAGAGCAGACGGACAUGGUGACUGAGUUGUACGUGGAUCUCCUGGCGGUCAUUCGGAGAGAUGCGGUGCCAUUAGUGGAUGCAUUUGACUUCGCUGAUGAAAAUUUAAACUCGGCCAUCGGAAGCUACGACGGUCAUGCCUAUCAGCGGCUUUAUGAGUGGGCCAAGAAGGCGCCAACCAAUAAUCAGGGGAACCGGGUCUUCGAGAAGUAUUUGAAACCACUUUUCCAGAAUGCCCUGUCAAAGCUGUGAAAGAAGCGAAUGGAACAGAAGCAGCUCCUUCUCCUCCUGCCCUCAGAUCGAUGCUGCUAUUGAUCAGGAAUGCAGCCCAUAAAAUGUAAUCGCGAACUGCAUUCGAGUCUUGCCCAUCAACUCAUUCUGGCAAGCAGAAGCCAGUUAGCUAACUCCAGCGUGUGUGUGUGUGUGUGUGUGUGUGUGUGUGUGUGUGUGUGUGUGUGUGAGAGAGAGAGAGAGAGAGAGAGAGAGAGAGAGAGAGAGAGAAGGCAGAGCCCCUUUAUUUUCAUCAAAUAGACCAAAUUGUAUGUUCCCUUAUCAUUCACAGCAGCACUUAAUACUAUAUGUGCAUUCUUGGAUCAUCCACCAGUCCUACAAGAACCAGGGCAGCAGUUGUUCAUGGUCCUCCAUAGCAGGUUUUGUUGAUGGCACAAUUGCCACUGGGGUGCUAGAGAAGGGUUUUACUGCAGGGAUGAUUUUCUGUUUUUAACCAGUUAAUGAUCCAUAAAAGGGCCUCUCCUCUUAUCUCAUGACUGCUACGCUUGCUCAGGAGUCUUUGCUGAGGGACUUUGUCAAAAGCCUUUGGGAAGUCCAAGUAAACAAGAGGGCCUUCUCCUCCACAGGUUGGCCUUCACCAUUUUAAUUUCCUAAAAUGCCUCUAAUGUAGCAUCAUUCUGAAGCAUUCUGGGAAAUUUAAAUGGCAGACUUUAAUUAUCCACAAAGCCCUGGAGUGAUGCUAUGCUAUGGGCAUUGUAAGGAAUUCAAAUGGUGGCUUGCACUUAACAGCUGCCCACGGUUGCUGGCUGCCUCUUCCACAGUUAACAACAUCCUAAUGAUGAUAUAGGUUUCACAAGGGGUGGGGUAAGCAAUUUGUAUCUUACCAGGAUAUGUUCAGCAAUGCCACAUAUAUAUAUAUGUGAACCGCCCAGAGAGCUUCGGCUAUUGGGCGGUAUAGAAAUGUAAUAAAUAAAUAAAUAAAUAAAUAUUUUUCAACAUUCAAGCAGUGCCUAGCAAUUAACACAUCACAAUGGUUUCCUGCAUGGAAAUUGUACCAGUUUAAGGAUCUUCUGCACUGGUGUAGCCAGGUUUUGGGUUGAGCCAGAGGUAUUAUAUAAUACUGCUAGUUUUUAGUACCUUCUUGUUAAUAUAUCUACUGUCCAAGUGCCUUAAAAAACCCCAAACCCUUACAAAUAUAAUUGUAGGUUUUUAAAAUCUACCUUGCAGCCUUAAGUUCAGGAUCUCAGGGAUGAUUUGAAUGUUAUGAGUAGAGCAAUCCUAUAGGAGGAAAGAGAACCUGUGGAGGAAUAUAAUUCUGAGGUCUCAAAAUGGGGAGAGGUGAUGACAAACCAUAACGGUACAAGCUCAUACUUUAGCGCAUUCCCCCCCCCCCCAUACCCAGUUUAAACCAUGUGCCAUGCUGGUUGGGAAUGAUGGGAGUUGCAGGCAAUGCAACUAAAAAACACCAGGCUGGGGGAAAGUGUUGGAGUAGCACUGGGGAGACUUGCGUUCAAAUCUGCACUCAGCUAUGACAAUCACUGGGUGAUUCUUGGGCAAUUACUCUCUCUCAACUAAGCUGUGUCAUAGGGUUCUUAAAGGAUAAAGCAUGGUUGGGGAGAGAACCACUAUGGCCUGGUUCAGACAACAUGCUAAACCAUGCUACUUAACCACAAAAUUCCCUUAACCAUUUUGUGGUUAAGCAGCAUGGUUUAGCAUGUUGUCUGAACCAGGCCUCUGUAUGCUGCCAUGAAAUCAGGAAAGGCAGAAUAAAAAUGUAAUAAAUACUGUCUGCAAAUCACUGUAAUGUAGCUCUAUGUAUCCCAAAAGGAGCUUUCGGAAUACAUAGAGUGACGUAUAAUCAAAACUUCUGUUAUAUGACUUCUUGCUUUCUCUAAGAGUUGAUGGGUAUAUAUAUUCAAGGGAAAUAAUAUCACUUCAUUUUAAAAUGGUGAUGCUUAGCUUUUUGACUCCACCAUUCAUUCAUACAAUAAACAACUGCAGCCACUGCUACUAAAUUUACAAU